CUCUUUACCGGAUUGGAGCUCCAGACCGGGUAGCAAGGGCUUAUACUCUGGGGGGAGGAAAAGGCAGGCUCGAGCGCCACCGCGUGCUACUCCAGGCGUCGAGAUCUGGUCGAGGGUUUGAGGGUUUGAUCCCAGAUCCAGGAUGGAGAAAUCGUGCAGCCUCUUGGUCCAUUUCGACAAGAGCUCCCCCGCGCUUGCGAAUGAGAUCCGGGAGUCUCUGGAGAGCAAUGACACGCCGCGCAAGGUGGAGGCGAUGAAGAAGGCCGUCAUGCUCAUGCUCAAUGGCGAGACCAUCCCGCAGCUCUUCAUCACCAUUGUCCGCUACGUGCUGCCGUCCGAGGAUCACACCAUCCAGAAGCUGCUGCUGCUCUACCUGGAGAUCAUCGACAAGACGGACGCGCAAGGCAAGAUCUUGCCGGAGAUGAUCCUCAUCUGCCAGAACCUGCGCAACAAUCUCCAGCAUCCCAAUGAGUACAUCCGUGGCGUCACGCUCAGGUUCCUCUCCCGCUUGAACGAGGCGGAGCUCAUCGAGCCUCUCGUCCACGCCAUCGUCACCAACUUGGAGCACAGGCACCCCUUCGUUCGGAGGAACGCUAUUCUCGCGGUCAUGGCCAUCUACAAGCUCGCCCAAGGCGACCACUUGCUACCCGACGCUCCCGAGCUCAUCGAGAAGAUACUGGGCAAGGAGCAGGACCUCUCGGCCAAGAGGAACGCCUUCCUCAUGCUCUGCAACUGUGCCCAGGACCGAGCUGUGAGCUUUCUGUUGACUCACGCCGAGAGUGUUCCUGGCUGGGGUGAUCUCCUCCAGAUGGUGGCGCUGGAGCUGAUACGAAAGGUGUGCCGGGCCAACCCGGAUGGCAAGGGGAAGUUCAUGAAGGUGAUCCUGCUGCUGCUCCAGUCACACUCGACCGCCGUCAUGUACGAGUGCUCUGGAACUCUCGUCUCGCUGUCGAGCGCACCCACGGCGAUCAGAGCAGCUGCCAAUUGCUACUGCCAGCUCCUUCUCUCGCAGAGCGACAACAACGUCAAGCUCAUCGUCCUGGACCGGCUCCAGGAGCUCAAGGCGACGCACAGGGAGAUCGUGGUGGAGCUUAUCAUGGAUGUGUUGCGGGCACUUCAGAGUCCCAACCUGGAUAUCCGGAGGAAGACUUUGGACAUCGCACUGGACCUCAUCACCCCGAGGAACAUCGAGGAGGUGGUGAUGACGCUCAAGAAGGAGGUGGUGAAGACGCAGAACAAAGAGCUGGAAAAGAAUGCGGAGUACAGGCAGAUGUUGAUCCAGGCCAUACACUCGUGCGCGGUCAAGUUCCCAGAGGUGGCGAGCACAGUGGUGCACCUUCUCAUGGAUUUUCUGGGGGACACCAACUUGGCAUCAGCUCUGGACGUGGUUUGUUUCGUGAGGGAGAUCAUCGAGACGAACCCGAAGCUGCGGGAGUCUAUAAUCACCAGGCUUCUCGACCUCUUCUACCAGAUUCCCGCCUCUCGGGUCUGCUCCUGCGCUCUGUGGAUCAUUGGCGAGUAUUGCCAGUCGCUGCCUGAGAUCGAGAGUGCCAUCUCAACCAUCAAGGAGUGCCUGGGUGACCUUCCAUUCUUUACGGUGGCCGAGGAUGGCGAAGCAGCCGACCAGUCUUCUGCUUCAAAGGCUCCUGCUCCAACAUCCAAGCAGACGACAUCGGUCGGCUCCAAGCGUCCGGUCGUCCUGGCGGAUGGCACUUACGCGUCUCAGACAGCCGCGGUGGAAAUCGCUCUCGCAGUGCCUGUAUCCUUGGUUGCUGGAACCUCUACAAAUCUUCGGACGCUGCUUCUCACUGGAGAUUUUUUCCUCGGCUCUGUUAUCUGUGGCACGCUCACAAAGCUUGUUCUUCGGCUGGAAGAGUUGCAGACAUCGAAGGUGGCAGUCAACAAGGCAACUGCAGACAUUCUUCUAGUCAUGGUGUCCAUCCUCAGGCUCGGUCAGUCGGCGGUAGUGGCUCAUCCCAUUGACAACGACUCGGUGGACAGGAUCACUCAGUGCAUCCGAGUUCUGACGUCUCCAGACGAGGAAGCCCGUUGCAUCUGGCUCGAGAAAUGCAGGGCAAGCUUUGUGAAGAUGAUCACUGAGAAGCUCCGACGGGACUCGGAGGAGACGAGAGCCAAGGAACAGGUUGCUCGUGCUCAGCCAGACGACCUCAUUGAUUUCUACCACCUGAAGAGCCGAAAGGGCAUGAGCCAACUAGAGCUGGAAGACGAGGUUCAGACAGAUCUGAAGCGAGCUACUGGAGAGUUCACCAAAGACAGCGACGACACCAAGAAGUUGAACCGAGUGCUUCAGCUCACAGGGUUCAGUGAUCCCGUGUAUGCGGAAGCAUACGUGACGGUACACCAGUAUGACAUUGUGCUGGACGUGACGGUGAUCAACCGGACCAAGGAGACGCUCCAGAACCUGUGCCUGGAGCUGGCAACCAUGGGCGACCUGAAGCUGGUGGAGCGGCCGCAAAACUACACGCUGGCUCCCGAUGCAAGCAAGCAAAUCAGAGCAAACAUCAAGGUUUCAUCCACGGAGACGGGAGUGAUAUUCGGGAACAUCGUAUACGAGUCGACCAGCGCUCUGGACCGCAACGUUGUCGUCCUCAACGACAUCCACAUUGACAUCAUGGACUACAUCUCGCCGGCCUCGUGCCCCGACGUUGCCUUUAGGAACAUGUGGGCCGAGUUUGAAUGGGAGAACAAGGUUUCUAUCAGCUCGAGCAUAGAGGACGUGAAGCAGUUCCUGGAUCACAUCGUCACCUCCACAAACAUGAAAUGCUUGACUCCGCCAUCGCAACUGGAUGGAGAUUGUGGGUUUUUGGCAGCCAAUCUCUACGCCAAGAGCGUGUUUGGAGAGGACGCGCUGGUGAAUGUGAGCGUGGAGAAGAUGCCCGACGGCAAGCUGAGUGGCUUCAUCCGGAUCAGGAGCAAGACCCAAGGCAUUGCUCUCAGCUUGGGUGACAAGAUCACGCUCAAGCAGAAAGCCUGAGACUCUCGCGCGCGCGCGCUCUCGCGAAAUAAGUUUUUGUUCUUUGUAAUAUCAAGAGGAUUGACUCA
This is a messenger RNA of Selaginella moellendorffii, 3063 nucleotides long. RefSeq names its product coatomer subunit beta-1. Gene Ontology annotation, cellular component: COPI vesicle coat; cytoplasm. Gene Ontology annotation, molecular function: structural molecule activity. The transcript is spliced from 5 exons. Bases 143 to 2995 code for a protein of 950 amino acids. Lineage: Eukaryota; Viridiplantae; Streptophyta; Lycopodiopsida; Selaginellales; Selaginellaceae. Gene Ontology annotation, biological process: intracellular protein transport; endoplasmic reticulum to Golgi vesicle-mediated transport; intra-Golgi vesicle-mediated transport. The record is from RefSeq and is a predicted model, not a curated record.